Molecule: messenger RNA, 2914 nt
Organism: Mus musculus (house mouse)
Lineage: Eukaryota; Metazoa; Chordata; Mammalia; Rodentia; Muridae
Gene: Cd300ld4
Product: CD300 molecule like family member D4
Exons: 6
Coding region: 577-1488 (303 amino acids)
Source: RefSeq, a predicted model, not a curated record
GAGGCCCUAGUAGCCAUUGUGGUAGAUGCCCCUGGCCUGCUCUGAGGCCCAUAUCUAGAUAAAUCCCUGCUGCCCCAGGCUGAGCCUUCAGCAAUGCCCUCUGCCAACCAGGGCUUAGCCUAGGCUACUGCCAUGGGCUUAGCCUGUGCUGCCUUGUGCUCCCUUGUUACUGCAGCCACCCUGCCUUUGGUUGCUCUCCUCUGCUAGGAUCCCCUGCAGCUCAGUUACCUCCCAGGUAAGGGGUUUGCUGUAUCCCAUCCUUUGUGUCUAUCUCUGCCGAUCUGUGUGUCUGCAUCUCUCCUCGUGAUUCCCAUCUGUCUUUCAAGUUUAUGUCUCACGUUGCAUUUUUCAGUAGAGGAAGUUCCCUGAUUACCCAGCUGUCCUGCACGUGCCCUGACUUGGUCUUCUCAAAGAUUGGCAUCAUCUUUCUUCCUGUAUGCAAAAUUGAGAAGAUUUGUCAAGGAAGUUACUGAGAGAAGUGAACGAGAGAGACCUAAAGGAAACUCAAGCUGAGCUGCAAGUCCUCACAGGGUGCUGCCAUCUGUCGCCACCAAGGACAGGAGAGGAGACAAGACCAUGUGGCAGUUCCCUGCUCUGCUCAUCCUCUUCCUCCCAGGCUGCUGCACGGCUCAGGAUCCAGUCACAGGUCCAGAGGAGGUGAGCGGUCAGGAGCAGGGCUCCUUGACAGUGCAGUGCAGAUAUGACUCAGGCUGGAAGGAUUACAAGAAGUACUGGUGCCGAGGAGCUUAUUGGAAAUCAUGUGAGAUUCUCGUUGAAACCGAUGCAUCAGAGCAGUUGGUGAAGGAAAACCGUGUGUCCAUCAGGGACGACCAGACAGACUUCAUCUUCACAGUGACCAUGGAAGACCUGAGGAUGAGCGAUGCUGACAUUUACUGGUGUGGAAUUACGAAAGCUGGAACUGAUCCCAUGUUUAAAGUUAACGUGAACAUUGACCCAGAAAUUUCAACUACAAUCAUGACGACGACAGCCACAGUUCUGCCAUCCACAGUUCUGACAUCCACAGUUCUGACAUCCACAGUUCUGCCAUCCACAGUUCUGACAUCCACAGUUCUGCCAUCCACAGUUCUGACAUCCACAGUUCUGCCAUCCACAGUUCGGACAUCCACAGUUCUGCCAUCCACAGUUCUGCCAUCCACAGUUCGGACAUCCACAGUUCGGACAUCCACAACACCAACCAUGGAGAGCAUUGGCACAGAGAACAUUGGCCAGGUGACUCAGAACACUCUCUUCAUCUGGCGAAGUCAGCUCUUGGGAGCUCACAGGAGAGCAAGACAGCAGAAGCCUGGAAUCACAGCUUUGUACAGUAUGGACCUCAGCAGACUUUUGCUGGACACAAAACAUGUCACUCUCUGCUAUGUCUCCAGCUCCAGACCUGCCAUGUUUGCCACCAUGCUGACCAUGAUAACAAUGGACUCAGCCUCUGAGACUGCUACACCAGCCCUGGCUAAAUGCUUUCUCUUAUACUAGCUGCUGUGGUCAUGGUGUCUCCUCGCAGCAAGAGAACAGUGAGUAGACACAGAUAGCAAGCAUGACCAUGUCUUAGAGUCCCAUAAUGAAUGCACAAAGCACUUUCUGAGCUCUUGUUGAUCUGAUAUUCUGUAGAGCAUAAAGAAACAGUGGACAUGGAAAAAUGCAGGCAGAUACCCUGAUGGUCAGUCAGUGAGAGCCAAGAAAAUGAUACAGUGAGAGAACAUCUGUAUUCUGUGUUAGUAGGGAGAACAUCUGCAUUCUGUGUCAAUGGGGAUUGGAGUGAGUGACAUAAGACUGGAUACCCAGAGGAGAGUCUAAACCCAGGGAAUCUUAAGGGCAAAAGGUCUCCCCCAAAUGUCACCACAGCCUGCAGAUAUUGCUGUAGAUCAGAGGGGUGUAGGUACCUCUAUGGUCAGGCAGGUCACCAGGCUCUUGGAUUCCGUCUUUUCCAUCUUCUCCAACAUGAAAGGGAAGGGGAUGGCCAGCACUGGGAAACUGAGUCAUCAGAAAGGAGUGAUCUGAGGUCAUUCUUUCAUUCUACCACACAACACCUACUCGAAAUCAUGCCCAUGUCUAGGUAUGGGGCCCAGAGACUCAAGAAGACAGAGCUGCCAUGCAUGAUGGCUCCCAUCUAGGCCUGGCACUCAAGGGAUGGGAGAUUUCUCUGAGUUCAAGGUUAGCUUCAGCUAAAUACUGCAUUCAAGCCCAGGUUGGGCUGCAGUGUGAGAUACUGUCUCAAAUAAUCAGGGCUGUGGAUGCAUCUUAGUCAGCAGAGAGCUUGUCUGGCAUGCGUAGAGCCCUGGGUUCAGCAUGGAUGGGCUGUGGUGACAAACACCUUACACUGCUGGACUCAGGAGAUGGAGGUAGGAGAAUCAGUUCAAGGUCCUCCUUGGCUACAUAGAGGCCAUCCUGGGCUAGAUAUGCUGCCACAGACAAACAGCACCCCAAACAGAAUAAGACGGAAGAAAAGAAAGCUGUGACCUACAGCUCUGUACUCUUUUGGAGGAUACAGCACUCAGAUAAACUCUCAUUAAGGGAUAGGGUCACAGCAUGACCUUGAUCAGUAGUGUAAACCUGGAAACAGUUCUAGGGACGCCAUGGACAAAUAGUGCCCUAUAAUCUGCAUUUUGAAGGAGAUGGUUCCUCUGUGGUCACAGAGCUAGAGCAACAGAAGGGAAGCUUUUCAAUCCACUCAGGAAGUGUGUGUCGCAGAGGGUGGACAACCUGACCGGAAAUGGAAAUGCCCCUCCAGGGCUCUGGCAGGAGCAGGGAAGCCCUCGGGUAAGGGCUAGGUGACAGAUGGCACCCUCAAUCCACAGCAGUGGUUGUCCCCACUUAUUCUGUGUGGUAGGAACCAAAGCCUCUAAGGCCUGGAGUAUUAACAGAGCCCUUCCUGCUACUGUUCAUCUGGAGCCUCACGUAA